This is a messenger RNA of Prunus armeniaca (apricot), 264 nucleotides long. The record is from the annotation of a GenBank genome assembly. NCBI's taxonomy places the organism in Eukaryota, Viridiplantae, Streptophyta, Magnoliopsida, Rosales, Rosaceae.
AUGGAAGUGAAGGGCCCUAUAAAAGGAGAAAGAAGAGAAGAGAAGAAGCAUACCUUUCUCGGCCUUUUGGCUAAGAUCAAGUGUAGGGGAGGGCCCGCCACAGUAGCUUGCUAUUGGGGCUCUCUUGCGUCGCCCAAGCGUUGCACUAUUGCAUGGGCCUGGCGCACCCCACCAAAUCUACUUGCGAUUGACAAAGGUAUUAGGAACCUUGUGAUUGAGAUGGAUUACGCUGCAGCUGUCUCCUUAUCCAAAACUGAUUGGUAA